UAUUUUAUGUGGAGUGUUGCAGUAGUUGUGGCAGAGAUGAAGACCUUCUGCGGAAGAGCCAACCCGACCACUGGAGCUUUAGAGUGGGUGGAGGAGAGCGAGGAGUACGACUACCACCAGGAGAUAGCCAGGUCCUGUUAUGCUGAUAUGCUGCAUGAUCAUGACAGGAACGAGAAGUACUACCAGGGGAUCCGGGCGGCUGUGGCCAGAGUAAAGGCUCGUGGUGAGAAGGUCGUCAUCCUGGACAUUGGGACAGGAACAGGCCUUCUGUCCAUGAUGGCCGUUACUGCUGGUGCUGACUUCUGCUAUGCUGUGGAGGUUUUUAAGCCCAUGGCUGAAGCAGCACAGCGCAUCGUGGAGAAGAACGGCUUCUCUGACAAGAUCAAGAUUAUUAACAAACACUCUACCGAUGUCACUGUGGGGCCAGAUGGAGAUAUGCAGAUGAAGGCCAACGUCCUGAUAACAGAACUGUUUGAUACAGAACUGAUAGGUGAAGGAGCCCUGCCCAGCUAUGAACAUGCUCAUCAAAACCUGGUCCAGGAUGGCUGUGAGGCGGUUCCUCAUCGGGCCACCGUCUACGCUCAGCUGGUGGAAUCGGAGCUGCUGUGGAGCUGGGCUCAGCUGCAGCUGGAGGUGGAGGGGCGCCUGUCUGGUUCCGCCGCCUGCCUGUGGGUCGCUGUGCCGAGAGCUCAUUCGGUGUGUGACAUUCAGCUGAGCCAGGUGUCUCCAAACAGCUUCACCCCGCUGGGUCCUCUCUGCACCAUGUUCAGAGUGGAUUUCAGUAAGCCAGUAAGCAGUGCCUUCCAGUCCCACUCCUCCCAGUGUGCUCAGUCCAGCGGUCGAGCCCAGGUGGUCCUGUCCUGGUGGGACCUGGAUAUGGAUCCCAGUGGAAGCAUUGUGUGCACCAUGGCUCCUAGCUGGACAUACCCACAACCAAAGAUGGGUCCGUGGAGGGACCACUGGAUGCAGAGUGUGUACUUCCUGCCUGUGGAGAAGGUGACAGAAGGAGAGGAGCUCAGUCUGACGGUCUGCCAUGACGACUACAGUCUGUGGUACAGCCUGCGAUGUCACAGCCAGCAGGACUCACAGACUACAGCUCCUCCGUCUCGGCCAUGCUGCACCUGCCAGGCUCACCUGGUUUGGACUCGGCCUCGUUUCGGUGAACUCAACGACAGACAGCGAACAGAGAGCUACGUCAGUGCUCUGCGCAGUGUGCUGAGAGAAGACAGUGUGUGUCUCAGCGUCAGUGAUGGAAGUCUGCUCCCUGUGUUUGCUCGUAUGCUCGGAGCCAAGAAGGUCUUCGGUUUGGAAAACUCCAGAAUGUCCAAACAGGUUAUUGAGCAGGUGUUGGAAGCCAACAUGAUGAAAGGAGGAGUCGAGCUGCUGGAGAUGAGGCCUGACCAGCUCACCAGUAAUGACUUAGGAGAACAGAUCUCAGUCCUGAUGGGUGAACCUUACUUCAGCACCAGCCUCUUACCUUGGCACUCCCUGUUCUUCUGGUACUGUCGGACCGCCCUGGCAGGCCUCCUGCGGCCCAGCGCCGCCAUCCUGCCCUGCUCUGCCACACUUCACAUGGUGGCUGUGGAGUUCCAGGAUCUGUGGAGGAUAAGAGCACCAUGUGGAACAUGUGAGGGCUUUGACGUCACACCCAUGGAUGAAAUGGUCCAGCAAUCUCUGGAUUUCCGUGAGUCCCGGGAGGCAGAGCCCCACCCUCUGUGGGAGUACCCGUGCCGUGCUCUGACCCAGUCCACAGCCAUCAUGACCUUUGACUUCACUCAGUGUGUCCCUCAACAGCCAAUCAGCAGUCUGGGCUUACUGCCCUUCAUGAGGAUUGGUUGUUGCCAUGGUGUUGCGUUGUGGAUGGAAUACCACCUAACCAAUGACAUCACUGUCAGUGCGGGUCUGAUUGGUCCAAUCAGUGAGCAGGGUGACUGUGAGUGGAGUCGGCACAGGAAGCAGGGAGUGUAUUUCUUCAGGUCGCCAUGGGAGAGCUCAGGUGAUGGCAGAGCCGCAGUGUCUUACAGCUUCACCUUUGAACCCAGCUCAGGAGACAUUAAGAUGGACUUCAGCAUUGAGUCUCAGUGAUGUGGAGCAACCACUAACUGAAGAACGAACUCUGAACACUGCUUUUUACUUAAUAUCACUGUUUGCAUUUUGAGUGCAUAUUCAACACCUGGGCUUCAGUCAGCAUUGUGUGGCAUUUGCCUUUAUGAUAUUAAUACAAGAUUUGACAAAUUUGACAAAAUCCCUAAAACUGAGCAGUUUAGUGUUGUUAGACUGUGGAGGAUGAAUGUUAUUUAUGAUUAUAUUAACAUGAGCAUAAAUAUAAUUCAUGUAAAUAAAUAAUUCAUAUGAAGGGCUUCCUAUAAACAACUUGUGAAGUAUAUCAGUUUUACAGUAAUUAAACAGCUGGAUCCAUCACAUCAAAGGUGGAUAACACCGACUGGCUGAUGUGUUUUCAGUCAGUCAGUUUACUACAUUUAAGGAUAAAGGAUGUGUUUAAGUAACACAUUAGAGUCAUUACAGGAAGAGAAUGGGAGAACUGCAGUUUGUGUACGAGAUGACUGAUGAUUUACCAGGACACUGGUCUAGCAAAAGUCUUGUAGACAGGUUGAAUAAAGUUUUAUACUGGUUUGCUGUGUCUCGUAUCCUUAGUGCUGUAAAGUUUCCAUGAAGGAAGGUGGUUUACUUCUUUACACAGGCUGCGGUCGCAAAGUCUUUUUUUUUUAGAAAGGUUCCUUACUGAGUGAAAUGACCUGGAAGUGGCAGCCAUGAUCAGAGCUGGUCCAGUUCGCAGAGGAAAGGAGCUUCAGUGCUUCCUAUCUUAUCUCCUUUAGCAUAGGAAACACUGGAGCUUCCUUUAUGAGAGGAAAGGAGAAUAUGCCGUCCCACAAUUCCUUGCUGAGGCAACAUUUAAAACGAUGCAUCACUGUAGUUUCACCACAGCAGACCCACGUAAUGUAUCUGUUUAAUGUUUCUGACAUGAUCUAAAACUGAUGGAAAUCCUCGUCUGAUCGGAUGAAGCCCAAAUCCAUGAAUAUAGAUUUAUUCGCUUUAAAUCCAGGUAGGAAUCGUUAUGAAGAACAAUCAGAUUGAAUUUCUAGUUUACAACAUCAUCAUAACAAAACUCUCCAGUCUAUACAGAAAUGUUUCACCAAGUCCUCUCCCAUUGUGUAAAGCACUGAAAAUAAUGGCUAAAUAUGGAUUUUUUCUACUUAAAUAAAAAUGUCAAAAGCACCUAUGUCAGAAACCUGUACUUUUGUCUGAAUAUAAUUUAUUCUGACCUCUUGCUCAGUUCCUUAUAUCUGUUGAAUUAUUUUAAUGGCUCAACU
Molecule: messenger RNA, 3332 nt
Organism: Seriola dumerili (greater amberjack)
Lineage: Eukaryota; Metazoa; Chordata; Actinopteri; Carangiformes; Carangidae
Gene: prmt7
Product: protein arginine methyltransferase 7
Biological process (GO): peptidyl-arginine methylation
Molecular function (GO): protein-arginine N-methyltransferase activity
Source: RefSeq, a predicted model, not a curated record